Prunus armeniaca (apricot) is the source of this 471-nucleotide messenger RNA. The record is from the annotation of a GenBank genome assembly. NCBI's taxonomy places the organism in Eukaryota, Viridiplantae, Streptophyta, Magnoliopsida, Rosales, Rosaceae.
AUGGAAGGAGCUUUGAAGAAACAGUUAUUCCAUUUCCAUGGUGGAGUUGUGUCUUUUAACUGCAAACAAGCAACAAAGCACUAUAUUCGAACUCCAUCGAUUCGCCUGAUGUCGUCGACAGGCAUAACUGAGAACCUGAGUUCUUCAGUCCAUCUGAAACUGUUUAAAACAAGAAGUGAACAAAGAGAUGCUGUCAAGGUUUGUGCAGUGAGGAGGAGAAGGAUAUAUCACAAUAGUGAAACUUAUGUAUUGCUGGAACCAGGAGAGGAUGAGAAGUUUGUUUCAGAGGAAGAGUUGAGGGCUAAGUUAAAAGGUCGGCUGGAAAACUGGCCAGCCAAGAACCUUCCCCCUGACCUUGCAAGAUUUGAAAGCAUUGAUGAUGCUGUUUCCUAUCUAGUGAGGUCUGUUUGUGAACUUGAAAUCCAUGGAGAUGUUGGCUCAGUCCAAUGGUAUGAAGUUCGAUUGGAGUGA